UAACAUUUGUUUGUGGACAAUGUUACAGGUUGGCCAUGAAGCAUUUGAGCAGAAUGCUGGUGGUGGCUUCCCUAAUGAGUCAGGCUUUGGCGCUGGAUUUAAUCCUUUUGAUAUCUUCGGUAACUUAAAUAACGAUAUAUUCAAUAUGUUCAGGCGUGAUAUUGGUGGCCAGGAUGUCAAGGUGGUGAUUGAGUUAUCCUUUAUGGAAGCUGUUCAAGGAUGCAACAAAACCGUUUCAUUUCAAACGGAGGUGCCUUGUCAAGCUUGUGGUGGACAGGGGGUGCCUCCUGGUGCUAAACGCGAGAAAUGUCGGACAUGCAAUGGCUUUGGCAUGACAACCAUGAAAAGAGGCAUGUUUCAUAUUCAAACUACAUGUCCUAAGUGUGGUGGGGUUGGCCAAGUUGUGUCGAGCAUCUGCAAGUCAUGCAAGGGAGCUAAAGUUGUGAGAGGACAGAAGUCAGUUAAAUUGGAUAUCAAGCCAGGAGUUGACAAUGAUGAUACAAUAAAGGUUAACAGAUCUGGUGGAGCUGAUCCUGAUGGAAAUCAACCUGGGGAUCUUUAUGUUACCAUCAAGGUCCGUGAAGAUCCUGUUUUCCGUAGAGAAGGUGCUGACAUUCAUGUAGAUGCUGUCUUAAGUGUCACACAGGCUGUUUUGGGUGGAACUAUCCAAGUCCCAACUCUCACUGGGGAUGUUGUUGUAAAGGUCCGCCCUGGUAGUCAACCAGGUCAGAAGGUAGUAUUGAGGAAUAAAGGGAUUAGAGCUAGGAACGCCAUAUCAUUUGGGGAUCAAUACGUGCACUUCAACGUCAGCAUUCCAACGAAUCUAACGCAGAGACAGAGAGAAUUGAUUGAAGAGUUUGCGAAAGAAGAGCAAGGGGAAUACGAUAAGCGGGCAGCUGCAGGGGCAUCUGGGUAAAGAACUGAACAGAACCAAAAUGGUCCUGAUAAACAGGGAUAGAGAAAGAAAGAAGGUCGAAAAAGAGAAGAAAAAACAGAAGCAGUAAGCUUUUAUAUUUAUAAUAAGCUAUAGCCACCUGCUUUAGAAAUUUUGUAGGACAAAAUAUUGGUAGUAACUUUAUAUAUGAGCGAUCUGUUAGUUGUGUAAUUUAUCAUAGCUUUUAUUAAGAGUGAUUUAUGUCAUAGUUAUUGUCAGGAAUAUCUCGAUUGAUUGGCACCACGCUCUUUCUCUCUAGGGUCACAAGUCCAGGGUUUGAAUUCUCUACUAGGCGCAUGUUAAAAGUUUUUAUAUGUUUUCACACAUGGCCGAGUGCUAUAAGACCAGACUAUUCUGUACUGCUAAUCAACAUGUCACCUUGUAUCUAAUUCUUCAAGAACUUCAUUAUAUCUAAAUAAUAUGGUUUUGGUGGUCUGAUUUUUA
Messenger RNA from Carica papaya (papaya), 1378 nucleotides. NCBI's taxonomy places the organism in Eukaryota, Viridiplantae, Streptophyta, Magnoliopsida, Brassicales, Caricaceae. The record is from RefSeq and is a predicted model, not a curated record.